This is a messenger RNA of Ambispora leptoticha, 327 nucleotides long. NCBI's taxonomy places the organism in Eukaryota, Fungi, Glomeromycota, Glomeromycetes, Archaeosporales, Ambisporaceae. The record is from the annotation of a GenBank genome assembly.
AUGGUUCAAGAAUUGGAAGUGGAAGAAGAUUCUGAUGAGCAAGAAAAUAUCGAGGAAGAAUCUGAUGGUGAAAUGGAUAAAGAUUUUGUAGAAAUAAUUCAAGAUAUCGAAAGUAUUGAUGAGCAAGAGAUAAUUUAUGAGGAUAGUGAUGAUGAAAAUAGUGAGCAAUGGGAGAAGAGCCAAGAAAAGUAUAAAGAUACGCAGUUUCUGUUGGCAGCAGAGAAUGCCAUGAAGGACAACAAACAAGAACGAGCAAGAAUGCAAGAAGAAAACGAAAGAUUUACAACUGGAGAAAAUGCUAACCAAGAUUAUUUUUGGUCAAAUUAA